Messenger RNA from Blumeria graminis f. sp. triticale, 1683 nucleotides. The record is from the annotation of a GenBank genome assembly. NCBI's taxonomy places the organism in Eukaryota, Fungi, Ascomycota, Leotiomycetes, Helotiales, Erysiphaceae.
AUGGAUCUUUGUCAAAAUGAAUUCAGACGACAAUUACUCGAUAUACUAGACCAGAUUAGUGACGCUACAUUUGUCACCAUAGAUUUGGAAAUGAGUGGUAUUGCAACUCGUCACAAGAACUCCUCAAAUGAUAGAUCCCUUGAUCUGGCCAAGCCGACUUUACAACAGCAGUAUGAGGAAGUCAAAAGUGCCGCAGAGACAUAUCAGAUGCUCCAGAUGGGGAUAACCAUAGUGAAAGAGGAGCGUGAAAAAGAUUUCUACAUUGCACGCCCAUACAAUUUUAAUGUUAGUCCACUGAGUAGUUCUGGAGUUGAUAUUGGUCUUCAACGCAUAAUCCGAUUUUCUAGUAGUGCUUGUGAUUUCCUGUUGAAGAACGGGUUUGAUUUUGGGAAAGUUUUCAGAGCAGGGAUUCCAUACCUAUCCCGUGAUGAAGAAGCAGAAUUAACACUUGAGAAUAAUCAACGUGCAGAAAGAACAUCGAAGAUACCAGAUCUCUUAAUUAAAGCGGAAGACACCCCUGCAUUGGAAUUUUAUAACACUACCAGACAAACCAUCAAGAACUGGGUGGAAAAGCCUAAGCAAAAUUUCGCAAACAUUGGCGGUGAAACGGAAAAGUUAAGCGGAUUCCAACGUCGCUUAGUUUACCAGCUUAUUCGAAAUGAAUUUCCCGAUCUCAGGGCCUUUUCCCGCUGCGACGGAGAUUUUAUGCAAGUCGAAAAGAUCAACAUAGAGAGAGAAGCUGAAUAUAAAGUGAGCAGACUACAAAAGUUCAAUACAAAGGUUGCCAAGCAAAAAGGUCUUGGAUGGAUCUUUGAGGCUCUCUGUGGCGGUGAUUUAUCUGGUAUUGAUCCUCUCUGGUCUUACAACUUGGAGGAUACCGAGCCGGAAAAACAACCUGAUGGCAUCGCACUUCGCAUCAAAAAUUUAAAUACCAAACUCCGAUCAAAGAAUCAUGUUAUUGUCGGCCACAACAUAUUUAUGGAUCUAGCAUUUCUGUAUAAGACAUUUAUCGGCUCCCUUCCACUACUCGUAGAAGACUUCCAGGAUGCUAUCCAUAAUGUUUUUCCAUCUAUCAUUGAUACAAAAUAUCUGGCUACACAUGGACUGGAAUCUACGACUACACGUAGCAGCUUAAAAGAUUUAUUGGAUCCACUACGUAAAAUACAAAAUCCCCUAAUAUUACUUCAUCAAGACCACCGUGCAUAUGGCUCUAAUUUUGGAAGAGAUCAUGAGGCUGGCUAUGACAGCUGGAUGACAGCUGAGUUAUUUGUCAAAUUAUCCGCAAGUAUAUGCAGUAGCAACAAAUUGACUAGCCCAAUCGCAGCGUCUGAAUCCCGAUCGCAAGCUAAUUCUGACACUUCACGCUUAAAUUCAGUUGGCUUUCCAUCUUCUGAUAAUAGCGAAGCUUCAAGUCAUGAAGCUACAGAAUCUCUACUUGGGCCUAAAAAUACCUUGACAGCCCAAGAAUUAUCGACGGGAUCUAAAGCUCAGAACACACUUGUUUACUCUAAUCCUUAUGCUAUACUAGAAGAUGUGGAAGAUCGAGAACGAUUAUCGGAGACAGGGCAGGCUUCAUGCAACCAGUGGUUACCGGAGUUUUCAUCUGAUUUUUGGAAAAUAUAUUCUAACAAACUCAGGGUUAAUGCAAUUGAAAGUGGUAUCUGUGACUUACCUAGUCGUUAG